GACUUCGCUAACUGCACGCAUGGCGAUAAUGACAAUAGUUAGUAUUGUUUCAAUAGAAGAAUGAUAUCGACUGCGCGCGCAUUCUUAUGCUUGGCGAUAUGGACAGAAUCGGUGUCGUCAGAUAAAAGCAGAAAUUCACCUACAUCUUUCUUUUUGUCAGAUUAACCAAUCGUUUCUUCAUCACCUUAUGACUCAAUCAACGAAUAUAUGGCAGACAGAAACCGACAAAGAUUUCUUUCAAUUCUCAUCCCGUUUCAGUCCGGUGGAAAGCUCUUCAUCAGGAAGCUAUUUCGCCCAUGCUGGAAGACGCAAAAGUCGCAAGCAAUGGUCCCUGUCAAAUUGAGGCUGCGGAUUCGAGAGCGUGUGCAACAUGGCGAGCACUUUUUAGGUUUACUUCUCUAUCAGAUGCCUUAUGGCUGUCUUUUGCUGUUUUACUUUCAAUAAUAUCCGGCAUGAUUGUACCUGCGCUUGCCUUUGUGCUUGGUAAAACAUUCAACUCAUUCGCAGAUUUCGGUGCUGGGCGGAUUGACGGCUCAACUCUACGUCAAAGAGUAUCUCAUGAUUGCACCGUACUGGCAGGCCUAGGAUCGGCAAGUUGGUUAUUGAACGGAAGUUAUCUUAUGUUCUGGGUAUGCUUUGGUGAGCUUCAAGCCAGAAGUGCAAGGGAAAGAAUAUUUGCCAGCCUCAGCACGAAGAAUGUUGAAUGGUAUGACAUGGAAUCAAACGGCACCGGAGCUUUGCUGCCGAGGAUGAAAAGAUUGGUACAUGAUUUGCAGACUGCGACGUCUCAACCGCUGGGAUUCAUUGUCCAAUACACGAGCACAGUACUUUCUGCACUCGCUCUGGCAUUCUACUACUCUUGGAAACUUACGUUUGUUACAAUGUCCACAAUGCCGGUUGCUGCAAUUACUUUGUCAUUCAUUUCAGCAAAAAUGCAGCCUAGUAUUGCAGAGCAAACAUAUCAGCUCGCAGCAGCGUCGAAAAUUGCAAAUGGCUCGCUGUCUUCCAUAGAAACCGUCAAAUGUUUCAACGGGCAAGAUUCUGAGAUAUCGCGUUAUAGCAAAACCAUCAAAGCUGCUGCCAAGGAUUAUCUCAUCCAAGCCCGUAUAAAUGCUCUUCAAAUAGGGUUCGUGCGCAUCUUUACUCUAGGAAUGUUUGUUCAAGGGUUUUGGUAUGGCAGUACGCUGGUUUCUUCUGGCCAAAAAUCUGCUGGCGACAUUCUUACCACUUUUUGGGCGUGUCUCAUGGCUACUCAGGCAAUCGAGCAAAUACUACCGCAUCUAAUCGUGGUAGAAAAGGGCAAGGCUGCCGGCGCGGCUCUCUAUUCCACGAUCUCCUGCAACGCGGCCAAAGGAGGUGGUUGUUUACCUAUGGGAAGGAAGGAAUUGGCAAGGAGCGUUGGGGACAUUGACAUUAGAAAUGUUUCGUUUUCUUAUCCCUCCCGUCCUGAUCGACUUGUUUUACGGGGCGCGAGCCUAUUCAUUCCUGCGGGAGAGCUCACAUUCGUUGUCGGUCAGAGUGGAUCUGGCAAGAGCACACUAGGAGCUCUAUUGAUGCGUUUUUAUGCUCCACAGCAGGGCAAUAUCCUCAUUGAUGGCCAUUCUUUACAGACCCUUAGCACCGAAUGGCUGAGACGCAAUAUAACCUUUGUCCAGCAAGAAACGUUUCUAUUCAACGAAUCACUUUUGCAAAACAUAGCUCUUGCGUCCAGUAGUUAUCGGAAUGUUGCCAGUCAUGAAGUUGAAAACGCCGCCGAGUUUGCACUGUUGCAGCGGACAGUCAACGACCUACCUGAUGGUCUAGACACCCUAGUCGGAGCCGGGGGCGGCUCACUCAGCGGUGGCCAGAGGCAGCGAGUUGCUAUUGCGCGGAGCAAGCUGCGCGAUACGCCUAUCCUCAUUUUGGAUGAGGCAACUAGCGCUCUAGACUUUACGACUCGAACUCUUCUGAUGGACUCGAUUCGACGAUGGCGACGAGAUAAGACAACCGUCAUUAUCACCCAUCAUAUUGAUCAAAUCCUAGCAAAUGACUAUGUUUACCUCAUUGACAAAGGAAAUGUCGUUCAGGAGGGAUAUCGGUGCGACAUAGAGAACUCUGAUCCAGGCUCGUUCUCGUCGCUUGCUGCGCCACGGGAUGUCGGUGGGAAAUGCUCUGCUAAGGAUAGCCUCCGGGACGAGUUCAAUCAGCGAUCAAGGCAAGAGGAGAGAACACUUGCUCUGCCGCAACCUAAUGAUUGGUAUAAAAGAAGCCGGAUACGGCCUUCGUCAAUCAUACCGGCUGUGUUCGCCGCCACGAGCGCCAAUCAAGUCCAGUGUCGCCGUCAAUCUUCUGUUCUUGUAUCGCCUUUCCUUUCUGCCCCUGCAGAGGUGCGACAGUCGAGCCUUCAGUCCUUUCUAGAUCCUCUAUACAACGUGCAAGAGCCCCAGAGGUUCCAGAACACGAAUUUUAAGAGGAUGACUGCGAGCAGCGACAUUGAACUGAUUGAAACCAGUGGUCUUGCAUCUUCUCAGGCCCGUUUACAGUCUUCAAAACUCAGAAAGACUGAAAGCAAACGUCUGACGACCAUGUACGAAAUGAGCCCACCAAUAGGCCUACCUGCAAACAACCUGGAAACAGUCAUUUCCAUGAAAUCAAUCUUCAGUACAAUAUGGCCGGUACUCGAUACAAAGGGCCGUGUUCUUCUUAUUUUGGGCUUUCUGUCUGCCGCGAUGCACGCUGCCGGGACGCCCCUGUUUUCCUGGGUAUUUUCUAAGUUGCUUAGUUCACUUUACGUCCGGCACCAUCAAAAAGAAAUUGCUCUGACAUGGUCUUUGUCAAUUCUUGCAGUUGCACUGGGGGAUUCUAUUUCUUCUUUUGCAAUGCAUUAUCUGCUUGAACGCUGUGGACAAUGCUGGAUCGACGCGCUUAGACUGGAAGCUUUUAGUCGCGUCAUCGACCAACCCCGGGCAUUUUUUGAUGAAGAGAAGAAUGAAGUUGCCCGGAUACUGGAGUGUCUUGACCGAAAUGCAGAAGAAAUGAGGAAUUUGAUUGGUCGAUUUGCAGGACUGCUAUUUGUCGCUGCUCUGAUGAUGGUGGUCGCCAUUGUCUGGGGCACAAUAAUCAGCUGGAAAUUGACACUUGUGGGGUUGUCGGUCGCCCCUUUUGCAUACGCCAUUACGAGAACUUAUGAAUAUGUCAGUGGAAAAUGGGAAAAGUUGAGUAAUGACGCCUCGAUCGCUUGCGGUGUCGCGCUUGACGAUGCCUUUACUUCUGUUACGACGGUCAGGGCUUUGACACUGGAGAAAUAUUUUCAACAAAAGCAUACAAAUGCUGUGAAAAGCUGUUGGCGUAUUGGAGUGAAGCGGGCUGCGUACUCUGGCCUUUUCUUUGGACUUUCAGAUUCCACCGUUGUCUUCGUCACUGCAAUUCUAUUCUACUACGGCUCCGUACUGGCUGCUACUUUUCAGUAUACCACGCAAGAAAUUCUUUCCGUCUUUUCCAUUCUUCUCUUCAGCGUGAGCAACGCCAAUGCCAUUGUCUCUUUCAUCCCACAAAUCAGUGCUUCAAAAGACACUGCAGCGCGAGUUCUAAGACUCUCACGCCUCCCACGCUCAUCUCACGAAUCCACAGGCUACAUACGACCAAUUGAGCCUACGCCUAUAAUCUUCAACAACCUGUCAUUCAGCUACCCCUCGCGGCCAGCUUCCCGGGCGUUAAACUCCAUCAGCUUCACAAUCCCACGCGAUACGUGUACCGCGAUUGUGGGACUCUCAGGCAGUGGGAAAUCAACCAUUGCCUCCCUCAUUCUCGCCCUCUACUCACCUACUACCCAGUCCCACUUUCCCUUUCGUACAUCCACACAGCCACCGCUCACUAUCAGCGGACAUGACAUUCGAUCUAUACACAUCCCUACACUCCGAUCCCUAAUCGCCAUCGUCCCGCAAUCACCUACUCUCUUCCCCGCCACAAUCGCGCAAAACAUCACCUACGGUCUCCGCUCCUCCUGCUCCUCAGUCCCACUUGCACCUCCUGCAGAAGAAGAAGAAGAAGAGUCUGCGCGCGUCCGCGCCGCCGCAAUCGCCGCUGGCAUUGACGAAUUCAUCUCCUCUCUUCCUCAGGGCUACGACACGCUCGUGGGCGAAGGCGGCAUGGGGCUCUCGGGCGGCCAGGCGCAGCGUAUUGCCAUCGCGCGAGCGCUCAUUCGGAGACCAAAAGUGCUCAUCCUCGACGAAGCGACCAGCGCGCUGGACACGCUGAAUCGCGACGCGAUCGCGGCAUCCAUUAUGAAGAUUGCAGCGCAGCAUGGAAUCACAGUCGUGCUUAUCACGCAUGAUGCGUAUAUGAUGAAGCUGGCGAACAGGAUAGUCAUGCUUGAUGCUGGGAGAGUAGUUGAACAGGGAACUUGGGAUGAAUUGAUGAGAUGCAACGGACCGUUUGCCAAGCUGAUGAGUGCUGGUCUUUGGGACGAGGGGGCAUAGUGCGAAUAUGCUGAGCGAUAGUAUGGCUGUGUGCCUAUGUGUCCGUGUGGUGGGUGGGGGGCGUUAGUCCUGGUAGUUUCGUCUUUUUCUUUUCUUGGAUCCGUAAUGGCGUUAUCCAUUCCCAAUUUUAUGAGAAACUUCACAGACGAUAGAAAAUAUCUAAGACAAUCAUAACAAUGUCAUUUCCAAAAAAAGUAUCACCCAUUGAGUAAGCCACUGCACACAAAACCAAAUAUAUCACUGUUCUUGUGCAGAGAAUAAAUUAAAAGGUAGGUAUAUGUAUAACGAGAGACAAAGAAAUCCCAAUAAUCCAAAACUCACGCGCUGAUUUUUUUGCAAACAAAGUAGAACAAGACUAAGCAACCCGAGGUAGGUAAAGUAGCCAAGGUAGAUGUCGAACACAACCACACAAACGAAUACAGGGAAAUAUAAAAUGCGAUAUGCGAGGCUCUAGUUGAGAUACUGUGAGGA
Molecule: messenger RNA, 4928 nt
Organism: Xylona heveae TC161
Lineage: Eukaryota; Fungi; Ascomycota; Xylonomycetes; Xylonales; Xylonaceae
Product: P-loop containing nucleoside triphosphate hydrolase protein
Exons: 5
Coding region: 297-4457 (1386 amino acids)
Biological process (GO): transmembrane transport
Cellular component (GO): membrane
Molecular function (GO): ATP binding; ATP hydrolysis activity; ABC-type transporter activity
Source: RefSeq, a predicted model, not a curated record